UGAAGAUUAUAUUUUAGUGCCAGCGAGUUGUAUACAUAUCACAGUUUUUGUGUUAGGCAGAGAAACAUGAAAUAUUAUGAUAGUUUCUUGAAUCGAAUUGGACACUAACCGAAAUCAUGUGUACGAUAUUGGUAAUUUCUCUGAAACUAAUCUUAUCUCUUUGAUUAGAUAUUUAUUCAUUUUUACUGAAGAUUUUUUUGUAAUUAGUGACUAAUGUAAGUAAUGAAUUGACACAAUAGGCACGCACGCAAUGUCUAAUUCCGUCUGUAAAAAAGAGGAAGAAACGUUCCCUUUACACGAAUGUGUUUUCGUUGGAGACGUACGUAAACUAUCUUCAUUACUAAGAUUCAAUGACAUCACUUGCAAAGAUAAACAUGGCAAUACUGCUCUGCACUUGGCAGUUAUGCUGGGGCGCAAGGAAUGUGUACAACUUCUUCUGGCUCAUGGUGCACCAGUCAAAGUCAAAAACCUUGCUGGCUGGUCGCCUCUCGCAGAGGCUAUCAGUUAUGGUGACAGACAGACAAUAUCCUCACUUGUUCGCAAAUUAAAGCAACAAGCCAGAGAGCAAAUGGACCGAAGAAGGCCUGACCUAAUUAGAGCCCUUGCUCAAAUACAAGAUUUCUACAUGGAACUCAAGUGGGAUUUUCAUUCAUGGGUUCCAUUAGUUUCCAGAAUAUUGCCUUCUGAUGUCUGUAAAAUCUAUAAAUCGGGCUCUGGCAUCAGGCUGGAUACUACAUUGGUGGACUUUUCUGAUAUGAAAUGGGAGAGAGGUGAUAUUUCAUUUAUAUUUCAAGGCGAAAAGCCACAGGGUGAGGCUUUAACCGUUUUAGACAAUAAAGCUAAGGUAUAUCAAAGAGUUCGAUAUGAAGAAACAGAAAAUGAAAUUGAAGAUGAGGUGGAUAUAUUAAUGUCAAGUGAUAUUCUAGCUGCACAGAUGUCUACCAAAGGUAUAUUAUUUUCUAGGGCUCAGUCUGGUUGGAUAUUUCGUGAAGAUCGCAAAGAAACCGUUGCCGGUCUAUACAAAAGUGAUAUCUACACAAUCACAGGGCUAGUACUGGAAUCUCGAAAACGUAGAGAGCAUUUAUCAACUGAUGAUUUACAGAAAAAUAAAGCAAUCAUUGAAAGUCUUACAAAAGGUAACACACAAAAUUUGGACACUAAUGGUGAGCCAACUCGGCGUGCAUCUUUAAAUCCUCCUCCAGAAAGUGGAGUGAACUGGCAGACUUAUAUUGCAUCUCCUCCAGGACAGUAUCCCAGUUUAGGAAGGGAGCUAGUUUACAAAGAGUCCUCAAGGAACUUCCGGGCGACUAUUGCAAUGAGUGAUGAGUUCCCACUAAGUGUGGACAUGUUAUUAAAUGUUUUGGAAGUAAUAGCCCCUUUCAAACAUUUCGCUAAGUUACGACAAUUUGUAGCCAUGAAGUUACCCAAGGGUUUCCCAGUCAAAAUUGAUAUACCAAUUCUACCAACAGUUACUGCAAAAAUUACUUUUCAAAAAUUUGAUUUCCGUGAUAAUAUACCUGCUGAUUUAUUUGUUAUACCUGAAGAUUAUGUAGAAGAUCCUCUGCGUUUCCCUGACUUAUGACGUUUUGAUAUUCUAACACUGUUUGAAAUAAGUGAAAGGCCAAUAUGGCGACGUGAAGUGAAGCGUGGUCGAGCACAUCAUGCGACAAAGCGGAGUCUCUGCAGGUCAACUCAUGGCUUGCUCACUAUUGAAAUCCCAAUGUUAUUUGGUUUUGGCAGUUCUUAUUCCAGCCACUAUGUCCUAUUUGUGGAGUAGCUAAUUUUCUAUGUUUUGGAAUGUAAAUUACACAGUGAAACUAUCUUAUGAAGUAGAUUGUAUAAACAGUGUUAGAAUCACUAUAGUAUUAUAAAUUGCCACAAUUAUGUGUUAGAUAAAAAUUAGAUAAAUUGAAAACUGAUUUAUUGUAAAAUUACGACAGGCAUUUGCUUACAUUUACUUUGUUAUGUAAAUUCCAUGACAACAUUUGGUGUUCAUUUCAAAUUUUGUAAUGGAAUGCAUGUGGUGUCAUAUUUAUAACUAUUAAUUUUACUAUUCAUCAAUGGGGCCCAGAGCAUACUUAGUAUUGUGAUGUAUUAUUUUAUCUACUUUUUAAGCUCGUUGAAGUAUUUACAUUGGAAUUUAUUUACAUAUUACUAUUUUCAAAAAAAUU
This is a messenger RNA of Papilio machaon (common yellow swallowtail), 2171 nucleotides long. Its product is annotated as ankyrin repeat domain-containing protein 13C. The coding region runs from base 251 to 1582 and encodes 443 amino acids. The record is from RefSeq and is a predicted model, not a curated record. The transcript has a single exon. Gene Ontology annotation, cellular component: cytoplasm. Gene Ontology annotation, molecular function: protein binding. NCBI's taxonomy places the organism in Eukaryota, Metazoa, Arthropoda, Insecta, Lepidoptera, Papilionidae.